UGAAAGUGAAAGUAAAGUGUGAAACUCCACCACCCGUUUCCUCCGUUAUUUCUGGAACAGACGUCGUGUUACAUUCUGUUCGUUGCCAAAUUAGCCUUUCGACAGUUUUGGUUUAUUUUUCUAAACUCCUAAUAGUUUUAUUCACCAGUUACAAACAGCUUUACCUUGGAGUCAGACUUGUUUUGUUCGUGAAAUGAAGACCUUUCCGACCUCGGCGGUCUGGUGUUUUGGGAUUCUGUUCAUCAGUGUUUCAUUGAUAACGACAGGGUCGUCUGAGGUUCAGGUUGUUGGACCGGCCGACCCAGUCGUUGCCUUAGCUGGUGAUGACGUCAUUCUGCCAUGUUCCCUGAAACCCAAUGUCAGUGCUGAGGACAUGGUAGUGCAGUGGACCAGAUUGAACCGGAAAGCAGAAAAGGUCCACCUUUACCUUGACAGUCGAGACUCCAAUGAGGAUCAGUCUCCAUCCUACAGGGGAAGGACAUCAAUGUUUCAUGAAGAACUGAAGAACGGCAUCGUCUCCUUAAAGCUGAACAGAGUGACUCUCUCUGAUACUGGAAGCUACAGGUGCUUCUUUCCAAAACUGACCAGCCUGGUGACGGAAACCACCGUUCAACUCUUUGUUGGUGCUGUAUCUCAGCCAGUGAUCUCUAUUGAUGGAACUAAAGGCUGGGGGGUGGUCCUGAAGUGUGAGUCUGGAGGCUGGUUUCCUGAACCUCAGAUGGAGUGGCUGGACAGUUCUGGAACCUUCCUCCCUGCUGAUGGACCUCCAGAGAAAUACAGAGACUCAGAGGACCUCUACGCUCUGAGACGACAUGUCACUGUGAACCAGACUGACACCAACAGGUUCACCUGUAGAGUUCACCAGACGGAGAUCAACCACCUGAAGGAGACAGAGAUUCAUGUCCCAGAUGAGGUGUUUCCUAAAUCACAAGUAGGGUUGAUUGUUGGUCUACUAAUAGCAGCAGCAGUUGUAGUUCUUGCAGCUUCAGUUGGUGUCUACAUGUGGAGAAAACAUAUUGAAGAGAAGAAGCGUAGAGAACUACUGGAAGAACAAGAGAAGGAGUGUAGAAAACUACUGGAAGAACAAGUGAAGGACUUCAAAUUGAAAAGGGACGUGAAGCGUGAUGCCAAGUUUGUGAAAAGAAACAUUGAUCACCUCAUUCAGAAUGUUACCAUGGUGACUCCCAUAGCAUUUUACUUGAUCCGUUCUGAGAUGUACUCUAAGAUCCAUGCUGCCAGGACCAGACAGGGGCAGAUGGAAAUGUUGUACGAGGCUCUAACCUUUGGAGGGGACCAUGUGAAAUCAGACUUUUACAGGAUUCUACUGGAUCUGGAACCUGACCUUGUCAACGACCCGGGAGCCAUAUUUGUGGACGUCCAUAAGGAUCAACUCAUUCAGAGGGUUACCAAGGUGAAGCCCAUCCUUCAUGAGCUGUUCUAUGAGGAGUUGUACUGUAACACCAGGAUCAACCAGAUGACCAGCCAGGAACAGAUGAGACAGUUGUACAUGGACCUAGAAGUAGCAGAAGACUCAAGAAGUGUGAAAUUAGACUUUUACAGGAUUCUCCUGGAUCUGGAAUCUAACCUUGUCAGAGACUUGGAUGAACUUCUAAACCUGCCAGGACAGCUGGACAAGCUCAAAAUAGAGACUGUAUCAUCUGCAGGUUCUAAUUGGACGGAAGACAGUGACUUUUAUGAAGUCAAUAAAAACCUGACUGUACAGCUGGACAAGGUCACAAUAGAGAGGGAUGAACUCAAAGAAGAACUGAGGAAAGCUAAAUCGGUCAUCCAAGUCCUCAGCUCUCAUCCAGAUGGUCAACAGACCCCUUUCCAAAAGCAUUUGAGUGCACAGCUGUGGAAAGCUAGAGAGACCAUCCAAUCCCUCUCCACCUCUCCAGGAGGUCAACAGGAAACACAGACUCCUUCCCAAAGGAAAGCUAGAGAGAUCCAAUCCCUCUCCACCUCUCCAGGAGGUCAACAGGAAACACAGACUCCUUCCCAAAAGUCUGAGAGGAUUGAAGGGAUGGAGAUGAAGUCUUUACCUGGUUCAGGGUCUUUACCUGAGAAGAGGCCUUUACUGGGUCCUGGACCACAGAAUGAUGAUCUGGAUGAGAUGGAGAGGGGAGGAAGAGUUACUAUAGACAAUAACUCUAUGCUAUAGGGUUACUAUAGAGAGACUAUAACUCUCUAUAGAGACCUGUCCCACCUAACAAAGCUGGGUUACUAUAGAGAGACUAUAACUAUAGAGCUGAGUUACUAUAGAGAGACUAUAACUAUAGAGCUGAGUUACUAUAGAGAGACUAUAACUAUAGAGCUGAGUUACUAUAGAGAGACUAUAACUAUAUGCUAUAGGGUUACUAUAGAGAGACUAUAACAAUAUGCUCUAGGGUUACUAUAGAGGGACUAUAACUAUAGAGCUGAGUUACUAUAGAGAGACUAUAACUCUAUGCUAUAGGGUUACUAUAGAGAGACUAUAACUUUCUAUAGAGACCUGUCUAACAAAGCUGAGUUUCUGAGUAUAUAACUGAGUGAUAUGAAUCUUGGUAAGACAAAGUCAUCUGAUAAACGUGUCAGUCAGUUCUCUAUAAUCCACUUUCAGUAGUUCUUUACUUUUUGAAGUUUCACCUCCCAUGUCUGUUAUGGGUUUAUAUCCAUUUCCUGGUUAUUCUAUAUAUGUUUUCCCCAUAAACAAUGUCUUUCUCAUCCCCCUCAGGAACUGAUAGAGUUGAAUUGAAUGGAAUGAUGGACUAAUGUCUCCUGGUAGGAUCUGUUACAGACUCUCUUAUGUCCAGUACCUGAUCAUCAGGUAUAUCAACCAGACCACAGGACUAAUGUCUCCUGGUACAGACUCUCUUAUGUCCAGUACCUGAUCAUCAGGUACAUCAACCAGACCACAGGACUAAUGUCUGCUGUUACAGACUCUCUUAUGUCCAGUACCUGAUCAUCAGGUAUAUCAACCAGACUAAUGUCUCCUGGUACAGACUCUCUUAUGUCCAGUACCUGAUCAUCAGGUAUAUCAAUCAGACCACAGGACUAAUGUCUCCUGGUACAGACUCUCUUAUGUCCAGUACCUGAUCAUCAGGUAUAUCAACCAGACCACAGGACUAAUGUCUCCUGUUACAGACUCUCUUAUGUCCAGUACCUGAUCAUCAGGUACAUCAACCAGACCACAGGACUAAUGUCUCCUGGUACAGACUCUCUUAUGUCCAGUACCUGAUCAUCAGGUAUAUCAACCAGACCACGGGACUAAUGUCUCCUGGUACAGACUCUCUUAUGUCCAGUACCUGAUCAUCAGGUAUAUCAACCAGACCACAGGACUAAUGUCUCCUGUUACAGACUCUCUUAUGUCCAGUACCUGAUCAUCAGGUAUAUCAACCAGACCACA
Molecule: messenger RNA, 3385 nt
Organism: Oncorhynchus masou masou (cherry salmon)
Lineage: Eukaryota; Metazoa; Chordata; Actinopteri; Salmoniformes; Salmonidae
Product: butyrophilin subfamily 3 member A1-like
Exons: 20
Coding region: 194-2161 (655 amino acids)
Biological process (GO): T cell receptor signaling pathway; regulation of cytokine production
Cellular component (GO): external side of plasma membrane
Molecular function (GO): signaling receptor binding
Source: RefSeq, a predicted model, not a curated record